CGCCUUCUGGUGUGUGAUGCUGAGAAGAACAUAUAUGGCAGCCAUUACCACAUCAGGGAGCCUGAGUCGAGCACCAUCAAGCUGACAGCGGCAGAGUUUGUGCAGUGCGCGCGGAAAUGGAAGAGCAAGCUCUUGGUCCUGGAGGGCCUGUAUCCCUACCCCGUCCACCAUGGCUAUGACAAGUACUCCAUGGUGAAUCUGGAGGAACCCGACGUGGCCGAGUGGCCCCUGGCCACGCGGCUGAAGGCAGUGAAGGCUGUAUUGCACCCAGGCGAUGCACUAUUCAUCCCAAACUACUGGUGA
Molecule: messenger RNA, 303 nt
Organism: Auxenochlorella protothecoides
Lineage: Eukaryota; Viridiplantae; Chlorophyta; Trebouxiophyceae; Chlorellales; Chlorellaceae
Product: Hypoxia-inducible factor 1-alpha inhibitor
Exons: 2
Source: RefSeq, a predicted model, not a curated record